This is a messenger RNA of Diaporthe amygdali, 1755 nucleotides long. RefSeq lists its product as uncharacterized. The record is from RefSeq and is a predicted model, not a curated record. Gene Ontology annotation, biological process: transmembrane transport. The coding region runs from base 1 to 1755 and encodes 584 amino acids. Lineage: Eukaryota; Fungi; Ascomycota; Sordariomycetes; Diaporthales; Diaporthaceae. Gene Ontology annotation, molecular function: transmembrane transporter activity. The transcript has 3 exons.
AUGUCUCAGACCUCCACCACCCAGCUCUCUCUCAAUGAGAAGUCAAAUCACGUCGAGAAGAAUGAUGGUCAAACAGACCCCGAGCGAUCCACGACUGAGGCCGACUCUGUAAGCCCUGGGACUUUUGAGAAUGGCAACAAUCCGGAGUCAGGCUUACAUGACGGGCCUGCCAGCCCGCCAUUAUCAGAACCAAAGAGGUCCAUCACCGGCAUUCGCUGGCUGCUCGUGUGCGUGGCUAUCUUCAGUGCCAACAUCUUAUACGGGCUAGACACCACCAUCGUGGCAGAUAUCCAGGGCACCAUAUCCACCACCUUCAACAAUGUCACGCAGCUUGGAUGGCUCGGCAUUGGCUUUACCCUGGGCUCGACCGUGGCCAUUUUACCACUAGGCAAGGCUUUUGGUAUCUUUGACAACAAGUGGAUAUUCGUUGGCAGUUUGAUCCACUUUGCGGCUGCCAGCGCUCUAUGUGGUGCUGCUCCCAACAUGCAGGCCAUGAUCGUGGGCCGAGUUUGGGCGGGAGUAGGCGGUGCUGGAAUGUACCUAGGCACUCUAAACCUGGUGACGGUUCUUAGUGUUCCGAAAGAGCAGCCGUUUUAUAUUGCGCUGACGGGCUUCUCCUACGGAAGCGGUUGUAUACUGGGGCCCCUCGUUGGCGGUGCUCUGGCUGACAGUCCAGCCACAUGGCGAUGGGCUUUUUAUCUCAACCUCUGUGUAUUUGGCGCCCUUAGUCCUAUCUACCUGUUUCUCUUGCCAUCGCUCCCGAGGCGCCCUGAUUCCUCCUUCAUUCAGCAUCUCCGGGCGCUAGACUGGCUCGGCAUGAUGUUGACUGUGGGGCUUUAUGUCUCUUUCACCCUUGCUUUCACCUUCGGUGGUGUCAUUUGGGCCUGGAGCGACGGACGCACCAUUGCCCUGAUUGUCGUCUUCGGUGUCUUGACAAUCGCCUUCGUCAUCACCCAGCGCCUGGCGCUCUUUACCAACACUAUGGAUCGUCUCUUCCCAUGCGACCUUGUAGCCGACCCGCAGCUGGUCCUGCUGUACAUCAUCAUGGCCUGCGGCGGUGCCACCCUCUUCGUGUCGCUAUACUACAUUCCGCUCUACUUCCUGUUCGUCUACGGUGACGGCGGCGUCCAGGCGGCCGUUCGCCUUCUCCCCUACAUCUGCUUCUACGUCGCGACCAUCCUCUUCUGUGGCGCAUGCAUGAGCCGCACCGGCUGGCAUAACCUAUGGUUCCUCGUGUCAGGCAUGUGCCUGGUCGCCGGAGGGGCCACCAUGUACACCAUCAAGAUCGACACGCCUCUAUCCAAUCUUUAUGGGUUCAUUAGUCUCCUUGGCUUGGGAAUGGCGACAAGUCAGGCCGGAUACGCCGUUGGAAACCACCUGGUCCGUGAAGAGAGAGCCGCUGAACUGAUCCAGUUCCUGAACAUCUCUCAAGGCCAGAGCCAGCUCAUCGGCCUGGUGAUUGCAAGCUCCGUGUUCCAAACGCAGGCAUUUUCCGGGCUCGAGUCAAUCCUUGGCGGCCGGUAUAGCGAUGCCGACAUCAGGGCCGCUGUUGCCGGCGCUCAGAGCAUCAUUUUUGAGCAGCUCGACGAGGACACUAGACGACAGUGCCUGGUGGUAAUUGUUAACAGCAUCGGCAGUUGUUGGACCUUGGUCAUAGCCGCCGGUGCCACCUAUACGAUAUGCUCUGCUUUCUUGUCCCGGAACAGGGUGAUUCAGAUGGAUAAGGAAAAGGCAGUGCAGAUCGCGCAGGCAUGA